Molecule: messenger RNA, 1875 nt
Organism: Suillus fuscotomentosus
Lineage: Eukaryota; Fungi; Basidiomycota; Agaricomycetes; Boletales; Suillaceae
Product: amidohydrolase family-domain-containing protein
Exons: 16
Coding region: 1-1875 (624 amino acids)
Molecular function (GO): hydrolase activity, acting on carbon-nitrogen (but not peptide) bonds
Source: RefSeq, a predicted model, not a curated record
AUGGGUUCUUCUUCACCCCUGGUCAAGCCGGCAAGCGUCAGUGGGCAGAGUAGUAGUACCAAUUCACCUCAGAAUCGAAGCUGGUGGGCUAGAUCGUGGCUCCUCGCACUGUCGGUUGCGCUGGGAGCUGCAGGAGGGACCUUCACUUGGCUCAACCCUGAGACCCAUUCUUUAGAUUAUGCGGUCUGUUCUGCUAACCGCACAAUCUACACAGUCGACUCAGAUCUUCCCAAUGUUCAAUGCAUCUUCGUACAUGAUACCCUCAUUUCAGACACAGGUGAUCUAGAGGACAUAACUUUACGCUGGCGGGAUCGAUGGUGGUCAGAGAUCCCACUGGCAAGCGUCAUUCGCUUACCUUGGCCAUUCAAUUUUCUUGAGCCAUCUCCGAGAGUGAUAAACAUCCCACCUGACAGUAUUGUAGUUCCUGGCCUGACUGAUGCCCAUGCUCAUGUGUUGCAUUAUGGUUUUAAGAUGAAUCUCAACUUGGAUGACUGUACCUCUGUGGAUGAUGUCUUGAGCCACUUGAAAGCUUAUGUUAUAGCACAUCCUGACAUUCUGGGCGAUCCCACUCGAUGGAUAGAGGGCAUGGGAUGGGACCAGAAUAAAUGGCCUGGAGCGCAAUAUCCUCAUGCUAACGAUUUUGACAGGGAACCACUUCUUCGCGGUCGACGGAUAUCUCUGACCCGUAUUGAUGCUCACGCCUCCUGGGUAUCCAACCGUGUGCUGCAGCUCAUGGCGCCCCUCCCUAAGGAGGAUAUCGAUGGCGGGCUGAUUAUCCGCGACAAGCACGGAAAACCCACUGGAAUAUUCGUUGAUAAUGCUAUGGCUCUCAUUCCCUCACAACCCUUCAGCGAGACCCGCGCGAUGGAGUACUUCACCCGUGCUACUAGUGACGCACUUGCGGUGGGUCUGACUAGCGUGCACGACGCAUUUUCUGUCCCAGAAGAAAUACACUUCUAUAAAAAACUCUCAGAGACUCAGCAGCUACCUCUCCGGCUUUAUCUCAUGGGCAGUGUGAACUUUGAUGAUUACUGGGGAGGUCAGAUUCCAAGGCUGAUCCAGCACGGAUUUGGUGGACGAUUGACAGUGCGCAGCGUCAAACUUUUCGCAGAUGGUGCGCUUGGUUCAUUCGGCGCUGCACUGCUUGAGCCCUAUAGUGAUAAUCCGUCGACAAGCGGUAUCAUGCGGUUGCGCCCGGAGGCGCUUGCAAAGCUGGUAAAGGAGUUUUCGACCGAUGGUUGGCAAAUUAAUAUCCACUGUAUUGGAGACCGGGCAAAUCAUGUCGUACUCGACAUUUAUGAUGAUAUGCUCGCCAACGCUUCGUUUUCCAUAGACGCCUUGCGACCUCGUAUUGAGCAUGCGCAAAUCUUGACACUAGAUGAUAUCAAGCGAAUUGGAAAGUUAGGUGUGAUACCUAGUGUGCAACCGACCCAUGCGACAAGCGACAUGUGGUAUGCUGAGGAUCGGUUGGGUCCAAAGAGAAUCAAAGGCGCGUAUGCAUAUCGAGCUUUACUCAACGCGUCUCCAACCAGAGUCUUACCCCUUGGCUCUGACUUCCCUGUCGAGGACAUCAACCCCCUUCUUGGUUUCUACGCUGCUGUUUCACGCCUCUCUGUAACAGGCGACUCGCCUCAUGGUCCUGGAGGAUGGUAUCCAUCCGAGCGCCUCACGCGCGCUGAAGCGCUCAAAGGCAUGACGCUCGAUGCUGCAUACGCGUCUUUCUCUGAGGAUAUUCUCGGUUCGCUUUCAAUCGGGAAGAAAGCUGAUUUCGUCGUUCUGGACCGUGAUAUCAUGACGGUGCCUAUCGAGGAUAUCUUGAGUGCCACAGUGACAGCAACUGUCAUCGAUGGGGAGGUGGUAUACGGAAAUCUAUGA